CUAAUAACUAACCCUGGUCAGAUAUUAAACCCAACCAUCCUCAGCAGCCCUAUAAGUAACACCCCAUAUCUGGUCGGCCUGUGUUUUGAGUAGUGUCUAAGUAAAUGCGAGUGGAGCAUUUGAAGCUCACACACAGAAUAUACAAAGCUUCAAGUCACAGGAUCAGCCUCUCCACAAGUAGUGGGGUAAGGCUGCCUGCCUUGUACCUCUAUCAGAUCCUGCUGUGAGGGGGAUCCUUGUGCGCUGAUACAGGUGUUUUGCUGCUAUUUAGUUUUGGCUCCCUUGAAACUAGGUCACCAUGUGUUCUGCGGUAUCUGUCCUUCCUCCUGCUGAGAUUGGUUUAUAUUGGACUGAUGAGCAGCUCGUUCUGCAUUUGGAGCAAAUAAUACUGGGAUUCUUUACCCUUCAGAACGGAAAUGUGACUGGAGAUAUUAAUCCUUACGAGCACUUGCCCUCAAAUUUACCUGAUAUUUGGUGCUUUAUAUGCUCAGAGCAGAAAAAAGCUUCAGAACAUGGAUUCUGGAAGCCCAGAGGGGAGGCCUGUGAGAUAUUUACAAACUCCAACAUCAUUGGCUGGAGAACUACACUCGAAUUUUAUGAAGGCCGAGCCCCUCAUGAACGAAGAACUAAUUGGCUGAUGCAAGAGUACAGCAUUACUCAGAAACAACUGCACAGCAAUAGCAAUCCAAAGGAAUCCGGUUUACUAUGUAGAGUCUUUAGCAGUGGAGCAAGUCCAAACCGAGAAAUGAAACAAAAACUAGGUGGUGCAGAAAUUGCUGGUGGCAACAAUUUUCAUCCAAACAGACCAGUUGUUCCAGAUACUGGCAGUACCACUGGACCAGGUCGCAUGGCCGAGUCCGAGGAAUACUUGAUCUUCAAGGUUUACAUUAUUAUAAAUAGCUAUGCAAGAAGGAACAGGGAUGACAAUACAAUACCAUUGGCUGCAGCUGCGGGAAACAUACCUGACAUGGAUUAUAUUUUAAGUGGUGACUUCUUGGAGUUGGACGAUCUUGGAGAUCCAGAAUCAAGGUCUUCCUUUUCUGACAAUUCGAGUUGUGUGACCUUGACAUCAGAGGAAUGCUUUGAUUAUUUAGCCCUUGGAGACCUAGAAGAUCCAAUUAACCAAGAUGAGCAGGGAAAGGAUGCCAAUGUCAAAUUUAAUGUUGCUGCAUCUGUCAAACCAAAUGAGGUGGUUAUGCGUCCAGCAACUUUAGAAUCUCUUGUUAGCAACAAUGGAAGGAAGUCACCGUCUAAAGCUUUAGACAAGAAACUCCUGGACAAAAGGGUCACCAAGGCAGGCAAUGGGAAUGAAGGUACAUCUCUUGUUGGCAGCAAUGGAAGGAAGUUGCCGACUAAAGCCUUAGACAAGAAACUCCCAGACAAAAGGGUCACCAAGAAUGCUAUCAAAACCCGAAAGGCAGGCAAUGGGAAUGAAGGUACAUCUCUUGUUGGCAGCAAUGGAAGGAAGUUGCCGACUAAAGCCUUAGACAAGAAACUCCCAGACAAAAGGGUCACCAAGAAUGCUGUAAAAACCCAGAAGGCAGGCAAUGGGAAUGAAGGUACAUCGAAUUCCCAUAACUUGGUAAAAUCAUCCAAGAGCAACAAAGCAGUACCAGUACCAGAAACCCACCCAAAAAAAGUGCCAAUCCCAGAAGGCAAAAAGAAUCCUCUAGUUGGAAUGAUGAAAAAGCUGUGUUGCUUUCCAUUCUAGGUCCUCUUUGAUUCUGCUUAUACUUAUGUAAAUUAGAAACCUUAUUUAAUAGAUAUAUGCACUUGGGUGACCAUCACAUCCGUUUGCCAACUAGGUCAACCUGAUUGCGUUUUAAUUAUUCAAAAUUAAAGAAUUCGUGUUCAGAUAAACUUAUUUCUAUUCUAUGUUAAAGUAUGGUUAGAAAUCACAUUUUUUAUAAAAUAGUGAUUGCUAAUCACCUUUAUUACUUAAUGUGAUUUCUGACCACACUUCAACAUAGGAUAAGAAAUUAGUUUGUCUGUACAUUAAUUAUUUAAUUUUUGAAUAAAAAGAAACGUAAUGAGGUUAUAGAGUUUCUGAUAGAAGGAUUGAAGACAUAUGUAGCUGUUGACUAAUUGUUAGUCUAAAGUGGAAACAGAGGAAUGGACUUGAUAGCCGCAGACAUGGAAAAGAAAGGUAGGAGGAGACUCUGAUUGUCAUAUUCUUUGUAAUUGUAAAGGUAUAACGAUUUGGGUUUGGCCAUUUUCAUGGUUUUUAAGUUUCCUGUUAUUUCUGACCAUGAAGUCGGGGAAUUGUUCAUAGUGAUUUGAUGAUUUAUAUAGUAUCAUAUAUGUAAUGUAAUGUAAAACUGAAUUUGAUGAAGACGGGGAAUUGUUCAUAGUGAUUUGCUAAAUUGUAUGUACUAUUCUGUUGUGCUUUGACAUAACCAUGAAAUGAAGGACUGUUUGUGUGAAA
Messenger RNA from Camellia sinensis, 2425 nucleotides. RefSeq lists its product as uncharacterized. Gene Ontology annotation, molecular function: DNA binding. Gene Ontology annotation, biological process: regulation of DNA-templated transcription. NCBI's taxonomy places the organism in Eukaryota, Viridiplantae, Streptophyta, Magnoliopsida, Ericales, Theaceae. The record is from RefSeq and is a predicted model, not a curated record.